This is a messenger RNA of Wasmannia auropunctata (little fire ant), 600 nucleotides long. RefSeq names its product flexible cuticle protein 12-like. Lineage: Eukaryota; Metazoa; Arthropoda; Insecta; Hymenoptera; Formicidae. Gene Ontology annotation, molecular function: structural constituent of chitin-based larval cuticle. Bases 105 to 431 code for a protein of 108 amino acids. Gene Ontology annotation, cellular component: chitin-based extracellular matrix. The record is from RefSeq and is a predicted model, not a curated record. The transcript is spliced from 2 exons.
UCGGCCGACCGGUGCCGCAAGUCGAAUCAGUUUAGUGAGCCAUCUCAGCACGCGGUUCUCGCCACCUGUUUUCUCUGGGAAAGAAGAAGCCUGCUUUUGUAAUCAUGAAGCUGAUCAUCGUCCUCGCCGCCGUCGUCGCCACCGCCCUCGCGGCUCCCCAGCGUAACGACUACAGAGACACCGUGCUCGUGAAGGAGACGCCGCUGGACAACAUCGGCAUCGACGGAUACCAGUACGGUUACGAACUCUCCAACGGCCAGGCCCAUCAGGAGUCCGCCCAGCUGCAGAACCCCGGCCAGGAGAACGAGGCCCUCGUCGUCCGCGGUAGCUUCACCUACGUCGACCCGGAGACCAACGUCAGGUACACCGUCAACUACGUCGCCGACGAGAACGGAUUCCACCCUGAGGGAGCGCAUUUGCCGGCCGUCUAAAUCUGAAUCUUGACGAGAAAGAAUACUAACUACCUGCCAAUCUCCUGCCUCUGUGUUUUCGAACUUUCCAGUCCAGUCUCGCGGCUACACUCGAAGAAACUCAACCCUCUCGAUCUCUCGAUCACAUACACACAUGAAACUAGUUUUAAAUAAAUUGAUCUUUACUUAA